GCAGUUUCUGCCGAUGACUCUGGCACAACUGAACCUGAAAGCAGUCUGGUUGUCAGAGAACCAAGCCCAGCCGAUGCUCAAGUUCCAGACUGACAUAGACUAGGCUACCGGAGAGGAGGUCCUGACUUGUUUCCUGUUGCCUCAGUUGGAGUACCAGGCUGAUGUUAUUGUGUGACUUUAGGCUGCAGUUUCUGCCGAUGACUCUGGCACAACUGAACCUGAAAGCAGUCUGGUUGUCAGAGAACCAAGCCCAGCCGAUGCUCAAGUUCCAGACUGACAUAGACGAGGCUACCGGAGAGGAGGUCCUGACUUGCUUCCUGUUGCCUCAGUUGGAGUACCAGGCUGAUGCUUCUGCAGGCAAGUCUGACAGACGCUAUCAAGACUACACUUUGUCACCCGUAGAUGCGGCCAACGAGAGCGACGACGACGACAACUGGCAGGAGAAGGAAGCCUCUCGCACGCACUCUGUCAAGUUCAGCACUGAAGAUGCUGAGUCGGAUACUGGCAAGGAGACAACACCUUUUGUACGACAGAACACACCUCACCCGAGAGAGCUAAAAGCUAAAGCUCACAAACUGUUUGGAAAAACGAAAGGCAAUGAGAGCAGAGAGUACACCGCUGAAGAUGCUGAGGAGAUGAAGAGCAUUUUCAGGACAGAACGGCUGAGCUCGAAUGAUGCUGACCAGCUGACGGAUCAGAGCUCCUACUCCGACUCUUAUCCUAAAGAAACGGAUCAAAAAGAUAGCUCCAAGGCUCCAGUGAACAACUCUGCUCUGGUGGCCUUUGACGAGGCAGAAGCAGCUGAGAACAGUGAAAUAGAUGAAGACAACACAGAAACAGAUCAGGAGAGGCAUGUUGGCUUUGACAUAACAUCCACAAUCAGGACGGCAGCACGGCCCAACCGGCUGCACCGCCGGGACACGCCUCAUCACCUCAAGAACAAACGGAUCAAUCAGUCGUCCACACUGGACAAGGACAAAGUGGCUGCCAUCAUCGCUAAUGCUAUCAGCAAGCAGCAUGACGACCCAGCGUCUGUGUCAGUGUUCCCCACUCCGCCAGGCUCCACACAUGAGUUGGACAGUACGGGAGUAGAGUUGGCCGAGGAGACUAUAGAGAUACGCCUGGAGCGCAGCGCAGGUGGGUUGGGGCUGUCCAUUGCGGGCGGCCUGGGCUCAACCCCCUUCAAGGGUGACGAUGAGGGAAUCUUCAUCUCUCGGGUGACAGAGGGCGGCCCUGCCGACCUAGCUGAUCUCAGGGUUGGAGACAAGCUGUUGUCAGUGAACGGACACUCGCUAGUGGGGGCCGACCACUACGGUGCUGUGGAGGUGCUGCGCUCUUCAGGCCACUCUCUGGUGCUAGUCAUCUCCAGAGAGGUCACUCGUCUUGUGCCCCUUCCCAAUCCCAAGAACUCCCAGAGCUCGGUGGUGGCGGGGACCGGGGACUCGGCCUGCUCCAGUCUGAGCACCAGUAGAGCACCGAGUGCCGCGUCACACAAUUCCGUCGUCACCUCGGGCUUCGAAAGUGCUACAGGGCUCAACGGACCUGUCGAUAACAAGAUAGCGAAUAAGAAGUUGUCGGACACAAAAGACGUAGAAGUGAUCAAACAGAUGGUACACACGACACUGAUACGGGACCAGAACGGGCUUGGAUUCAGCAUAGCAGGAGGCAAGGGCUGUCCACCCUUCAAGGACAACAACUCCGAGGCACUUUAUAUAUCAAGGAUCACUGAAGGAGGCGUAGCUGACAGGAAUGGAAAGCUGCAGGUUGGCGACAGGAUAGUCUCUAUAAAUGGUGUGGACAUGGACGGUGCGAGACACGAGCAGGCAGUCGCGAUGUUGACCAGCCUGGAGCGGUACAUGCGGCUAGUGUGUGAGCGGGAGGUGGUGGUGCCCAGGGGUGCCCCCCGACCUUCCCCCAGCCCUGUACUCAACAGCUUCGGCAAGCCAGCGUACACCAGCCCCUACCUGCCUGGCAGCACAGCCGGUCAGAACAAGCCAGAAGCUGCCGUCGCCGCACCCAGACCCAUGCCGCGGAAACUGACAUCCACGUCGUCCGUUACCUCGGACACUGAGCCCCCGCAGCGAACAAAACCUGUGACCAAUGAAGAGUUUCAAGCGAUGAUUCCUGCCCGAUUUCUUCCAAAUAGGGACCAAUCGGCGUCCGAACCCACCACUUUGGUCACCCUAACGAUAAAAAAACCAGAUCACAAUUUGCCAAACGGCAUAGAGUUCCCCGAGGCUCCGACGACCCUUGGUAAAGUGACGGAAACUAUCACGAAAAGUACCCUGACGGAAACGGUUGUGACGAGGGUGACAGACAAUCAGCUGGUGGCACCUGUCAUUAUUGAGGAUGUCACCUUGGUCAAGUCAGGUGGAUCUCUGGGGUUCAGUAUAAUUGGAGGGACAGACCACUCCUGUAUUCCGUUUGGUAGUCAUCAGUCCGGAAUCUUUAUAUCUCACGUUGUUCCGGGAGGCAUUGCUCACAGUUCCGGCAAGCUGCGCAUGGGCGAUCGGAUUCUGGCUGUCAACGGAGAAGACAUCACACAGUACAACCAUCAGGAUGCGGUCAUGACUCUGCUCAAGCCUGGUGACGAGAUCAAUCUGAAGAUACAGCACGAUCCACUCCCUGAGGGCUUCCAGGAGCUGACAUUGGUUAAGGAAGAAGGCGAGAAACUCGGAAUGCAUAUCAAGGGUGGCCUUAGGGGUCACAGAGGAAAUCCCCUGGAUAGAACGGACGAGGGAGUGUUCAUAUCCAAGAUAAACUCUGGGGGAGCAGCCAAGCGUGACGGCAGGCUGAAGGUGGGACUGCGGCUCCUGGAAGUCAAUGGAGUUUCUUUGCUCGGUGCUUCUCAUCAAGAAGCAGUCAACGCACUAAGGAAUUCUGGGAAGGCUAUUCAUCUCGUUGUUUGUAGAGGCUAUGACAAGACAGAAGUUGACAGGUUACUUGCGGAAGGGAAACUUAUCAAGGAGAAGUCUGAGAGGUUGUCGCUGUCGCAGAGCGUGUCCAGUUUAGACAGGGAUGAUGACUCUUCUGACACAUUUAAGCAGGAGUUGGAGAUGAAGAAGGAGCUGGUAGAGUGGGAGAAAGAGGAGAAGGAGAAGCGAGAGACGAUGGAGGUGGCGGUGGUCGAGGUCGAGAGGGAGAAGACGGCAGGGGACAAGGUGAUGGACGUAGUGCGGGCGGCCGAGCUGCUGGCCGCGCAAGGACAGCUGGAGACCCCACGAUCGCCCGGGGGCCCUCAGUCCACGGCCACAGACACACUCAAGACCACUACGAUCGUCAUGAGCGGGCAUACGUUGGCUCCACAACUCUCGCCCGAAGCAGUGAAGUCCAUAAAACCCCAUAAGGUUGAACCCCCUGUCCCUGCAUCUAAUCCCACAUUUCCAGUAGUUUCUAUUGCCUCUUCUGUUCCUAUUGUCUCUCCACCCCUCCAAGUCUCUCCUGUUUCAGUUCCUUCCCCCUCAAAUGUUGGCACGAUGAGACCUGCUUCUAUGCCCUCUACUCAAGCCGAUGUACAAAGAGAACAAAAACUUUCUCAAGUUCAAACUAAAGUACCUGACGUUGAUAAUAAGUUUGACAUGGAAAGUGAAUCAGAAACAGGGAGUUCAGUUGACAGUUCGGAAUAUUCCACAGAAACAGAAACUGAAACUGACGAUGAAAAGGGCGAAGAAAGUGUACAAAAAUCUAACAGCAAGGCCUCGCCAAAUUCUCAGCCAUCAAUAGAAAAAUCUGGAAGAACUAAAGAAAUACCAAUUGAGACACAAUUAGAUUUUCCUGUAGAAACCAAGAAAGAAUACAAAUCUGAACUGAAUAUUCAAGUUACACCUAAGCCAUCCAAUUAUACUCCUCUUAUUUCUAAAAUCACAGAUACAAAUUCUAAUGUUCAAAUUAAACCAGUAAAGUCGUCCGAUGAUACGGUUGUCGUUACCAAAGUCAAAUCAUUUGAACAGCCGCCAUUUUACAAGUCUGCCGAUCAGCUACAAACCUCCAAUUACAACACAUUUCCGCUGUCAAGUGGCAUCAAAAAACAAGACAGGUCAGAAUCAAACGUAACAUUGCCCAGGACAGGAAGAAACGUAAGGUUUGAAGAGAUGCCAAAUGUUAGGAAUAUAAUGGAACUUGACCAUACUAUUCACAAAAAACCACCACCUCUGUCCAAUGUCAGUAAAUCCAUGCCAUCGCUUAACUCACCAAAAUCAGAGCAUAAAUUUCUCACUUCAAUAACUGAAAUACCAAGCCCCAGUCAUGUUGAGUACACUAAUAUUCAGCCGACAUACGCACAGUCUCUAGUUCAUACAGUUGCCCCGACAUCUCAGGUAUAUCCUUCCCAGGCCCCCUACAGAGUCUCCUCCCAGUUGAGUCAUCCACCAGGUAACAUUCCUCAUAUGUUUCAUGGACAAGCCCCUGUCAUGCCUAUCAUCUCUAAUGGUAUCGCCUACAUACCAGUGCAGAUGUCUUCUCCUCCAGUUCCCACAUAUUUCCCUCCAAAUUCUUUUCCAUUUUACUCACCUACUUCACCAAAGUCUCUGCGAGGUGGACCAUUCUCACCAACUACACCGAAGCCACUGCAUGAUCAACAUUUCAACCAGCAAAGUCAUCAUAGCCAUUUUCCUUUUCCAUCCAACAAAACCCCUUCAAUGCAUUCGUACCCAAAUCAAACUGAACAAACGGUGAGUGAACCCUCCAGUAGUUACCCUGCACCAAGUUUCAACAGUAUGAUUCACUCUAACCAGGAUUACUUCAGCUCGCACUCAUUUCAAGGGUACAAUCCAGAGAGAAUGCCUCAACCAGGAGAUUCAGUGGGAAGUUCCUCGGCAACUUCAAGUUUUGUUACUCCAUUUCAUCCCAUUCCGUACGGACAUCCACAAAGCUUGCCAAACAAUAGCCAACAACAGUUUCCAAGUUACAACUCUGUGUACUCAGAUCAGUACCCAAAAAGUACAUUUUCUUCACAUAAACAUUCCUCCGAAGUUCAGUCUGAAUCACUGACGAAUCUUCAAUCUAAACACGAAGAGAGUCAUAGACAUCAAACAACAUCGUCACCUUCAUCACUUCCAUUUCUCACAAGGUCAACUGGAUCAAAUUCAUCUGAAAAUCAAAGGGACCCUUCUUCAUCAUCAUCGGUUUUCGAAAGGAGGGAAACCACGCCGAAAGCUCCUAGGCCAAAGUCAGAAGUUUUCAGUCAAAAGAAACUUGUAGAAUCAUCCGCAAGGCUUGCAUUUUUGAAUAAAAGCCUGGAGAAUGUCAAAACAGAAACAAAAGACAUUUUUGAGUCAACUGAUAGCCGAGAAUAUACGAUGACGAGAGUCAGUGAAACUACUACAGUUGAGAAGCAAAGCCAAGCAUCAGCCACUCCCACUCCUCCUCCACCUCCUGUUAACUAUUCCACCCUCCCCUCACCCCACCUCUCCUCCCCUUCUUGGAUGGAGAUCUUUGAGUCUACUCCACCAUUACUUGAAGGUUACGGUCUUCACAGUACCACUGUCACAACGCAUCAGAGUGGUCAGCCAGUGCCAGCAGCUCCUCCGGCACCACCCCCAGCAGCUCCUCCGGCACCACCUCCAGCAACCCCCGUACAAGCUCCUCCGACCAACGCCAACACCGCUUCUGUCAGUGACAAGAAAAAGUUCUUUGAGAAGGCCAUGGAAGAGUCCCACCACCCUUCACCCAAACCAGAAAGAGUAUUUGCCUUUUUGAGCCAGGAUGAAGUAGAAAAAAUGAAGCAAGAAGAAGACAAGAAGAUAGCAUCGCUGUCGAGAACAGAGCUGAAGACCUGGAGUCAUCACACAGACGAUGAGGAUGUGGCCAUGGAGCUGGAGUCUGACAAACGCUCAGUGCCAAGUCCCACAGACACCUUAGUCAGCAUGGGCAGCAUCCGCACAGCCAAGGCAGAGAGGAGGAUGAAGGAACGUCUCUUGCAAGAGGGUUUGUUGAGUGACGAAGACGACACAGACUUAUCCCCUGCAGAACAAAGGGCCUUGAGAGCCGAGAAAAGAGCGGCCUGGCGACAAGCUCGUCUCAAGUCUCUGGAACAAGAUGCCCUCCAAGCGCAGAUGGUGAUCAAGAAGAUGAGCGAGAUGAUUGGAGGACGGACUGUGGAGGAGCCAGCUGAUAACAACAACCAGCCGACAACUGACCACCAGAACAACAUCUCUGAGUGCCUGAGACCUUCUAGUGAUGAUUUCCCCAAGCUAGCGGUGAGGCACUCGCCGGGACCGACGAGGGUGAGGGAGUCGGAGCGCGUGGUGGGCGAGACCAUCACCACCAAGACCGAGGAGUACACGGACGAGGAGACAGGACUGGUCCGUGUCAGGACUGUUGAGAUAGUUGAGAAACUCAUUGAGAAAGAGGUGGAGACCACUCGAGAGAAGAUCAUCUCUCUGGAGUUGAGUACGCCGGAAAGAGGCGAGGGAGAAGGAGGAGAAGAGUCCGAGCACUCUGCCACGUCGCCCACUUCUCCCCUCCCACCGUCCGAGGAGGCCACCACCAAGAGACGCAGAAGGAAAAAGUCUAAAAAAAGCAAUCAGUGAAAUGUCGAAUAUAAGAAUUCAGUCCCAUAUCACGGUUUGGUAGGAGCCACCCUCACUCGACCCACGAGUUUAGUUUUUACUCAUGAUUUUUUUUUAACUAUAAGACAUCUUCCACUAUGUAAUCCAUUCCCAUUCUUAACAUAGACUCACUCUUAGUAUAAAUAUAAAGUGUAAUAUAUAAAUUAAAAUGAUAAUUUAAAAUAUUUUAUAAAACAGGUGUUAUAAUUUACAUGUAAGUUUUAUUACGUUACAAUGUUGUUUUAAUGUUGUAAGAUGUAUAAUUUUAUGUUAGCAUCACGAUAUCAUUAUUUUUUGGUGAUUUUAAGAGAUUUUAUUCUUGUUUUAUUGUAAAAAUAAAACAUCUUAUUAUUUAUGUUAAAUGUUUAUUUGUACAUGGUAAUUUUUAUGUGUUAUAAUUUAUUGUCGAUUAGAAUAAUUGUGAUUGAAACCUACAACCUAUGCAGUAUUUGAUUAGUAAGAUCAAGUAAUCAACUGAAAACGUAAUCGUGUGGUGAACAUUUUUGUAUGCUGUCAUAGAAGGUAAUUUUUUAUAUUAGUUAUCUUACAUUCUGCACUGACUACUAAACAUAUAAAAGUUAUUAUUUGUUGUAAUUUUGUUAAUUGAUUACAAAUUAAGUUAUUCUUGUUAUAGUUAUUAAUUAUUAUAAUUUAUUGUAGUCAACACAAAUGCAACUAACAAAUUAUUUAAAUUAUGUAUAAAUUAAGUACAACUCGGAUGUUGUAAGGACAACCAAGUUUAUUCUAAUUGUUUUAAUUUAUUAUCUCAAACUUAUAUGUUAAUGCUUUCAAAAGUGAUUAGGUUCUAUUUUAGUAACUUUAUAGGCCUAAACUUGUAAUAGACCACAUAAAAACCCAGUAACAUUGUUAACGCAUAAAAAUGUGAAUUUUAUUUUAGUCAUUUUUUGACAUACAUGUGUACAAAUGACAGAAAAAGUUUAUCGAUGUAUUGGCUUAUAUAUGUAGUAUUCAUUGUACUCAAAUUUGUUGGUGUUGGUAAAUCAAAUCUUAAUAAAUUCAAAACUUUGAAGUGUAAAAUAGUAAUAGAAUUAAAAUAGUAUUUUUUUAAGAUCAUCCGGAAGUACUUUAAACUAGCGUACAAAUUUAUGUAACAUGUUUUUAAAUUACGAGUUUUUAUUUAAUUGAUACCAACUUGUGAAUGUUCCCUUGUAAUGAACUUACAGUAUUUGAUGGUUCCUUUCUCACUUGUAAAAGACGAAUCAACCUAGGGAUGAAAUCGCACUGUUAUUUUACAGCAGGUAUCCUCAUUAGAAAAUGAGUAGAAUUACGUUCAUAAAUUUCUACGUUGCAUUUGAAUUUUUGACUAGGUGUUCAUAAAACCAACCUUGCAUUUUCAUUUUGUGACACAAGCAUAAAAAGAAUUGUGUGACCGUUGAAUAGGUCUUGAACAGUCAUACACCUGAUGGUCAUUCUUUCGUUUAUUCUAAUUGUACGACAGGAAGGCUGCCAAGUUGCUGAAUAGCAAGUCCUAGCACCAAAUAGAUUAAAAAUUAACAAAAAAGAUUUCAAAACUAUUCACACCACUUCUGACACAGGACGUACUUAGUGUUCUACUAAAAAUUCGUGUUACUCUUCAAUUUGUGUAAUUUAUCAUACGUGUUCCUUAAAAUAUUUUAUAAAAACCCAUCUCACAAAUUUGAACCAAGAUCAUCCUCUAUAAUUGUUUUGUGUAAGCUGGAAUUUCAGAUAAACCGAAAUUGCUUCCCUAGUUUAUAUAAUAAGUACCAUUUCCAUUUUAUAAAGAUUGUUUUUUUUUUUAUCUCGCAAUAUGAAAAUGAUAGUAUGCUUACAGUAUGUACUUAGAGGAUUAAAAAUAAUAAGUUCAUACUUUACUAAUUAUGUUUAUACUCCGUAGGCUACAUAAUUAUUAAAAUGUUAUUUUUUUAGUUACUCUUUUAGAGAAUUUACGUAAACAAUAAUAUAUUCGUUAAAAAUCCGUCAUAUUAUUUUAGUACAAUCUUAAAAAUUCAAGAUGGUUUGAAUCUAUUUUCCCUAAACUUUGAGAAAUAUUUGAAAUAUCCUUGUUUUUAUCAAUUAUUUUAAGUAAAGUGAAAGUUGUAAUGAGCAACAAAGUUUAGACGAACAUUCUGAUCUCCAAAUUAGAGAGAUGUUUGUUUUUAUUGGUCAGAAACUCUGCAAAAAUAUCAGUACAAAUCGUACUGCAUGAUUCGAAAAUCAAACAGUAUUACAAAUUAUAUAAAAAAUAUUUCAAACUAAAGUGUGUUGAAAAAUGUAUAUUGCUAAAUAUCAAGUGUAAAAUGAUAAACAAUUUUCUGCUACCAUUGAGAUGUUUGUGUACUGUAGUAAUAAAAUGGGAUAAAAAAAGUAUUUUGAUCAAAACCAAUAUUUCUUCAAGAUGUAUUUAAAUUGAAAACUUGAUAUCUUACAAAUGUUAUAACGCCCUUUGAUCAAAAAUGACUUGAGCAAGGUGUAUUAUUACCAUUUUACUUAAAUCCCAAUAGUGGCGUAACUAGGGCGACUUGUGUGGGGGGGGGGGAGCACACCAGACCGGAGGUGUGGAAUAAAUCUAAAUUUUAAUAAAUUAUGUAUUUAUUAUGCAUCAUGUAUUUCAAACAAGCUGGUUUGCUGUUAUACAUUUUUUUAAUUUUUAAGGGGUUUUUGGGGUGUACUAUCCCCCUCAUUAUCUCCUUUAGUUACGCCACUGGACUACCAAUAAAAACUUUGAUUAUACUUAGAAAUUUUGAUCACUUGUUUAGUACCCAACAAAGUUAACAAGUUUUUCAAGUGUACUCCAAGAAGCCGCUUACGGUUUUUCAAAUGCUCUGUAGAUUUUCUCAAUGUCUGUUAUUUUUGCCUGCUUAUAAGUUCAGUUUCCAUGCCUCUGGUUGUACCGCAUGGGGUGUUCGUUGUGAUGGCAAGGGCUGGUUUACAUUUUUAUUUUAAAUGUAACAAUUAUUCCUCACAAAGCUUGCACCGUUUUCGUUCCGUUUACAGUCUUGACCAUUUGUUCAAACUGCAGCCACGCACUGCGGAUUGUAGUGAAUGUGAGAACAGGAAUUGGUGUAUUUAUUAGUGUGAAACAAACUUAAAACAUUCCUUUCUUUCGUAAUUUUAAUUUUGUAUUCCUUGUGGGUGAUUUAGAUUCAGUUUCUGUCUCGAUGAAGAGAACUGUUCUUUCCUUCGGUAAUUGAUUUUAAACUGGAGCCAAAGCCAAAAGUGACAAUUCUGCCCAUCAUGUGCCUUUCUAUAUCAGAGCAGUCUUGUAGCAUUCCGUGUUCCAUAGGCUAGCUUAGUCGGUUACUAAGUCUAAAUCUAAAUAUUUAUAUUUUUUCUUGUACAUAACCUCAGUAUCUUGCAAGUGUACUGGUAGCCCUUAGACUUUUGAAUAAGAUUUUUUUUAUUGAUAUCAAUAAUUACAUACAACUACCGUCCAUACUAAGUUUACUUUCAGCCUUAGUUUUAAUCUGUGUACUGAACAUCAAUAGAGUAAACAAAUUGUAAUGUACAUUGUAAUUCAUUUUCAAAUAUGAUGUUUGGGAAUAUAAUUAAAAAGAUGAUUAUAAAUA
Messenger RNA from Homalodisca vitripennis (glassy-winged sharpshooter), 10096 nucleotides. RefSeq names its product protein lap4-like. Gene Ontology annotation, molecular function: protein binding. Gene Ontology annotation, cellular component: adherens junction; postsynaptic density; postsynaptic membrane. NCBI's taxonomy places the organism in Eukaryota, Metazoa, Arthropoda, Insecta, Hemiptera, Cicadellidae. The record is from RefSeq and is a predicted model, not a curated record. Gene Ontology annotation, biological process: neurotransmitter receptor transport postsynaptic membrane to endosome; neurotransmitter receptor transport, endosome to postsynaptic membrane.